UAUCUGGCAAACACGCGUUCCUAACGUUUGGCAUCGCGCAUCAGACAUUAAAAACGAUCCAAACUUUCUUGGUGUAUCACGUUUUUUCCUAGUUGCUUGAAGUUAGUGAUAUAUUCAUCAACGUAGAUAUUAGAUAUUUCAAACCAAAAUGAGCAAGGCCCAUCCACCAGAGUUGAAGAAGUACAUGGAUAAAAGAAUGUCUUUGAAACUGAAUGGUGGUAGGAACAUUGUUGGAAUCUUGAGAGGUUUUGAUCCAUUCAUGAACUUGGUCAUUGAUGAAACCGUUGAAGAAGUUAAAGAUGGUUCGAAAAAUAACAUAGGGAUGGUGGUUGUUCGUGGAAACUCAAUUAUAAUGUUGGAAGCACUGGAAAGAAUCAUGUAGCCUAACUGCUGAAAAAUAAAUGUCAUCCAAAUUGUAAA
This is a messenger RNA of Daphnia pulicaria, 420 nucleotides long. RefSeq names its product probable small nuclear ribonucleoprotein G (gene SNRPG). Lineage: Eukaryota; Metazoa; Arthropoda; Branchiopoda; Diplostraca; Daphniidae. Gene Ontology annotation, biological process: spliceosomal snRNP assembly; mRNA splicing, via spliceosome. Gene Ontology annotation, molecular function: RNA binding. The coding region runs from base 149 to 382 and encodes 77 amino acids. The transcript has 4 exons. Gene Ontology annotation, cellular component: spliceosomal tri-snRNP complex; U2 snRNP; SMN-Sm protein complex. The record is from RefSeq and is a predicted model, not a curated record.